CAAAGCCAGCAAAGUCCCCCCAUAUAAAAAUUAACAAGGCCAAAAACCAACGGUGCUGAUAAACCUUCUUUCUCUCAUCCCAGUCGUCUCCUCUCUCCUUUCUUCUCCAGCGUCCGAUUAGCCCUCUCUCCUCUCUCUCGCGCCAAAUCUAAAUCUCACAGGGUUUCCAUGGCUGAAGGUCCGGCGAGUCCAGGCGGCGGCGGGAGCCACGACAGCGGCGGCGAGCACAGUCCGCGGUCGAACGUUCGAGAACAGGAUCGGUAUCUUCCGAUCGCGAAUAUUAGCAGGAUCAUGAAGAAGGCGCUUCCGGCGAACGGUAAGAUCGCCAAGGAUGCGAAGGAGACUGUGCAGGAAUGCGUUUCCGAGUUCAUCAGCUUCAUCACCAGCGAGGCGAGUGAUAAGUGCCAGAGGGAAAAGAGGAAGACGAUUAAUGGUGACGAUUUGCUUUGGGCUAUGGCGACUUUAGGGUUUGAAGACUACAUCGAUCCUCUCAAGGUUUACCUUGCAAAAUACAGAGAGAUGGAGGGUGAUACCAAGGGUUCAGGCAAGGGUGGAGAGUCAUCUUCUAAGAAAGAAGUUCAGCCAAGCUCAAUUGCUCAGAUUUCUCAUCAAGGUUCUUUCUCUCAAGGAGCUAGUUACUCAAAUUCUCAAACCCAACAAAUGAUGGUUCCUAUGCAAGGCUCAGAGUAGAUCGACUCGUCUUUAGCCAACGCUGCCAUACUUUAAUUGCUUAUCCGAGGAGAUCUUGUUCAGUGCCUAGGAAAAUAACAUAUGAAAUUAUUAUUCUGAUGUGAAUGCUAAAAUGUGAGGUUAGUUUUUCAGUGUUGGUUUCUGGUGACAUCUUGUGGUGUGGUUUGUAUACUAGGAGUUUCUUUGAGUCCAAUGCCUAUCUCAAGCUGAUAUUGUAGGCUCAGGAAGAGCUAUUAUAUUCCUCUGAUUUGUAAACUGGUAUCGUGGGAUAGACAUGUGUUGUUAACUUGUUAUGACUGGUUAGGAAAUGUCAUGUAUUUUCAAUUUUUACAUUGUAUGAUUUUAUUUGUUGUAGACAGUUUUCAUGCAAAA
This is a messenger RNA of Rosa chinensis, 1062 nucleotides long. RefSeq names its product nuclear transcription factor Y subunit B-10. The transcript is spliced from 7 exons. The record is from RefSeq and is a predicted model, not a curated record. Gene Ontology annotation, cellular component: nucleus; CCAAT-binding factor complex. Gene Ontology annotation, biological process: regulation of transcription by RNA polymerase II. Bases 169 to 690 code for a protein of 173 amino acids. NCBI's taxonomy places the organism in Eukaryota, Viridiplantae, Streptophyta, Magnoliopsida, Rosales, Rosaceae. Gene Ontology annotation, molecular function: RNA polymerase II cis-regulatory region sequence-specific DNA binding; protein heterodimerization activity; DNA-binding transcription activator activity, RNA polymerase II-specific.